This is a messenger RNA of Galeopterus variegatus (Sunda flying lemur), 4621 nucleotides long. RefSeq names its product collagen, type XVII, alpha 1 (gene COL17A1). Lineage: Eukaryota; Metazoa; Chordata; Mammalia; Dermoptera; Cynocephalidae. The record is from RefSeq and is a predicted model, not a curated record. The transcript has 56 exons.
CUCAGCUUUAACACACCUUGGCUGGGUCUGGAUAAAAAAAGUGGGCACUGCAAAUUUCUAGAAGAAAGCACCAGGGGAAGAAAGAGAGGGGGGAUUUAUCCAAAGAAGUUUCUAAUUCCUUCACAAUCUCCAGCCAGGUGGCUAUGGUAUGGACGUAACCAAGAAAAGCAAACGAGAUGGCACUGAAGUCACGGAAAGAUUUAUCACGGAAACAGUAACUACAAGACUUACAUCCUUACCACCAAAAGGGGGGACCAGCAAUGGCUAUGCAAAAACAGGCUCCCUUGGGGGAGGGAGCCGGCUGGAGAAGCAGAGCCUGACCCACGGCAGCAGCGGUUACAUAAACUCAAGUGGAAGCAUACGUGGCAACACCUCCACCUCCAGCUACAGGAGGGCUCAUUCACCCGCCUCCACUCUGCCCAACUCACCAGGCUCCACUUUUGAAAGGAAAACUCACAUUACCCGUCAUGGAACAUACGAAGGGAGCUCCAGUGGCAACUCUUCUCCAGAGUACCCUCGGAAGGAAUUUGCAUCUUCUUCCACCAGAGGACGGAGCCAAACCAGAGAGAGCGAAAUUCGAGUUCGACUGCAGAGUGCGUCCCCAUCUACUCGAUGGACAGAGCUGGAUGAUGUUAAGCGUUUGCUCAAGGGGAGCCGAUCGGCAAGUGUGAGUCCCACCCGGAAUUCCUCCAACACACUCCCCAUCCCCAAGAAAGGCACCGUGGAGACCAAAAUGGUGACGGCAAGCUCCCAUUCAGUGUCCGGCACCUACGAUGCAACGAUCCUGGACGCCAACCUGCCCUCCCAUGUAUGGUCCUCCACCCUGCCCGCAGGGUCCUCCAUGGGGACCUAUCACAACAACGUGACCACCCAGAGCUCCUCCCUCCUCAACACCAAUGCCUACUCUACGGGAUCAGUCUUUGGAGUUCCUAAUAACAUGGCAUCCUGCUCGCCCACCCUGCAGCCCGGACUCAGCACCUGCUCCUCAGUAUUUGGCAUGCAGAACAAUCUGGCCCCCAGCUCGUCUGCCCUGUCCCAUGGCACAUUCACCACUUCCACAGCAUAUGGUGUGAAGAAAAACAUGCCCCAGAGCCCUACCGUUGUGAGCACUGGUGUGUCCACCUCUUCAGCCUGCACCACCAGUGUCCAGAGUGAUGACCUCUUGCACAAGGACUCUAAGUUCCUGAUCCUGGAGAAGGACAACGUGCCAGCUAAGAAGGAGAUGGAGCUGCUGAUCAUGAACAAGGACAGUGGGAAGGUCUUUACUGCCUCCCCUGCCAGCGUCGCUGCAACUUCCUUUUCAGAUGACACCCUAAAAAAAGAAAAGCAAGCUGCCUAUGCUGCCGACUCCUACCUAAAAUCCGAAGCUAAUGGAGAUGUGAAGACAGCAUCCGCAAAGGGCAAGGCCACCUCUGCAGACAUCCACAGCUACAACCAUGGCAGCAGCGGCGGUGGUGGUGGUGGUGGUGUUGGCAGUGGCGGCGGUGGCAGCGGAGGUACCUGGGGGGCAGCGCCAGCCUGGUGCCCCUGCGGCUCCUGCUGCAGCUGGUGGAAAUGGCUGCUGGGCCUGCUGCUAACCUGGCUGCUGCUCCUGGGGCUGCUCUUUGGUCUCAUUGCUCUGGCGGAGGAGGUGCGGCAGCUGAAGGGCCGGGUGGACGAGCUGGAGAAGAUGCAGGGCAGCAUGCCGCACUUGGAGGAGAAGAUGGAAAGGAGCAACACGGAAAGCCUGCACAGCAAGGCGCCCAGCGACGGCGCGGAAGUGGAGAAAAGCGGGCUGGGCGGCCACAGUGAGGAGGAGCUCUGGCAGUUUGUGUGGAAGAGGCUAAUGAUGGAACAGAAAAACGGAAACCUCCUAGGAAGCCCUGGCCCUAAAGGUGACAUGGGAAGUCAAGGUCCUAAAGGAGAUCGAGGGCUCCCUGGGACUCCAGGUAUCCCUGGGCCCUUGGGCCACCCAGGCCCAGAAGGACCAAAGGGACAAAAAGGCAACAUAGGAGAUUCCGGCAUGGAAGGACCCAUGGGCCAGAGAGGGCGGGAAGGCCCCAUGGGACCUCGCGGUGAACCAGGGCCUCCUGGCUUUGGAGAGAAAGGAGACAGAGGGGCUGUUGGUGAACCAGGCCCUCAGGGCCCACCUGGUGUCCCAGGUUCCGUGGGUCCCAAAGGUUCCAGUGGCUCUCCCGGUCCCCGGGGCACCCCAGGUUCUGUAGGUCUGCAAGGGCUCCGAGGUGAAGUGGGACUCCCUGGUGUCAAAGGUGACAAAGGACCUAUGGGACCACCAGGACCUAAAGGUGACCAGGGCGAGAAAGGACCCCGCGGCCUCACAGGCGAGCCUGGCAUGAGAGGUUUGCCUGGAGCCGUGGGCGAGCCCGGGGCUAAAGGAGCAAUGGGCCCUGCUGGCCCCGAUGGACAACAAGGCCUGAGAGGUGAACAAGGUCUCACAGGGAUGCCUGGAAUCCGUGGCCCACAAGGACCUUCUGGAGAACCAGGAAAGCCAGGUCUCACAGGACCCCAAGGACCUCAGGGACUUCCUGGCACACCUGGCCGACCAGGGACUAAAGGUGAACCGGGAGCUCCAGGCAAGAUCGUGACUUCAGAGGGGUCCUCGACAGUCACUGUUCCAGGCCCCCCAGGACCUCCUGGAGCCUUGGGACCGCCAGGACCUCCAGGUGCCCCAGGCCCUGCCGGCCCAGCUGGUCUCCCGGGACAGCAAGAAGGUCUUGACUUACAAGGUCCCCCAGGCCCACCUGGGCCACGUGGGCCACCAGGGCCUUCCAUUCCAGGCCCCCCAGGACCCCGAGGCCCACCAGGGGAAGGCCUGCCAGGCCCACCAGGCCCUCCAGGAUCUUUCAACUCAGAAACCUUCUUCUCCGGACCCCCAGGCCCUCCUGGCCCCCCUGGCCCCAAGGGAGACCAAGGUCACCCAGGCCCCUGAGGACACCAGGGCGAACGAGGCCUCCCAGGCUUCUCAACCUCGGGGUCCAGUUCUCUCGGACUCAAUCUGCAGGGACCACCAGGCCCACCCGGCCCUCAGGGACCCAAAGGUGAUAAAGGGCAGUGAGGGAGCAGCCAAGGAUGUGAUCCUGGUGUCCCAGGGGCUCCUGGCAUUCCUGGUGGUCCCUCUCGAGGGGGAUCUUCAAGCACCAUGUACAUGCCAGGCCCGCCAGGCCCACCCGGGCCCCCUGGGCCUCCAGGCUCCAUCAGCAGCUCCGGCCUGGAUAUUCAGCAGUACAUCUCAGAGUACAUGCAGAGUGACAGUAUUAGGUCUUAUCUGUCUGGAGUCCAGGGUCCCCCGGGCCCACCUGGUCCCCCUGGGCCUGUCACCACCUUCUUGGGCGAGACUUUCGACUAUUCAGAGCUGGCAAGCCACGUCGUGAGCUACUUACAGUCUGCGGGGUACAACAUCGGCCUGUCCUCCACCGCCAUCUCUUCUGAAGACCUCCUGGCUGUGCUACAGCGGGAUGACGUGCGUCAGUACCUGCGCCAGUACCUGAUGGGCCCUCGGGGUCCGCCAGGGCCACCAGGAGCCAGUGGAGAUGUGUCCCUCACGUCUUUGGACUACACAGAGCUGAGCAAUCGCAUUGUCAGCUACAUGUCAAGUUCUGGGAUCAGCAUUGGACUUCCUGGCCCCCCCGGCCCCCCUGGCUUGCCAGGAACAUCCUAUGAGGAGCUCCUCUCCUUGCUCCAAGGGUCUGAAUUCCGAGGCAUCGUUGGACCCCCAGGCCCCCCAGGGCCACCAGGCAUCCCAGGCAGUGCAUGGUCCAGCAUCAGCGUGGAAGACAUUUCAUCGUACCUAAAUACUGCUGGCUUGUCAUCCAUCCCAGGCCCUCCAGGUCCUCCUGGUCCCCCAGGUCCUCGAGGGCCCCCAGGUGUCUCAGGAGCUCUGGCAACCUAUGCGGCUGAAAACAGCGACAGCUUCCGGAGCGAGCUGAUUAGCUACCUCACAAGUCCCGAUGUGCGCAGCUUCAUCGUCGGCCCACCAGGGCCUCCUGGGCCACAAGGACCGCCUGGUGACAGCCGCCUGGUGUCAGUGGAUGGCUCCUACAGCCGGGGCAGCAGCUCCUCCUCACACAGCUCAUCUGUCAGACGGGGCACAUCCUACAGCUCUUCCCUGGGCGAAGGGGGAGCCUUUGGUGCAGCCACAGGAGACGGGGGCCCCUAUGGCACUGAUGUUGGCCCAGGUGGAGGCUAUGGGGCAGCAGCAGAAGGUGGCAUGUACGGUGGCAAUGGCUUUGCUACAGAUCUGGACUACAACAAGCUGGCUGUUCGGGUGUCGGAGAGCUUGCAGCGUCAAGGCCUACUGCAAGGUAUGGCCUACACUGUCCAGGGUCCACCAGGCCUGCCUGGGCCCCAGGGGCCCCCUGGCAUCAGCAAGGUCUUCUCUGCCUACACCAAUGUGACCGAGGACCUCAUGGACUUCUUCCGAAUUCAUGGAGCUAUUCCAGGACCCCCUGGGCAGAAGGGAGACGUGGGCAACCCAGGACCCAAAGGUGACAGGGGUCCUGCCGGACCACCAGGUCAUCCUGGGCCACCUGGCCCUCGAGGGCACAAGGGAGAAAAAGGAGACAAAGGUGACCAAGUCUAUGUUGGCCGGAGAAGGAGAAGAAGUAUUGCCACCAAGCCAUGA